UCGUGCGUGAGACUCACGUAGGAAUUUUCCCUAAUAGUUCAUUAAAACUGCAACUAACUGCUAGCCUUUUAUUUGAAUGCUUACGUGCAGUGCGUUAAUUUACGUCAGUGUUGAAUAAAGUCGUCAGGUUUAAAUGAUCUGACAGUACGGAGUUGAUAAUUACGCUAUGAAAUGUCAGCCCGACUUCUUUUGCAGUCGGAAGGAACGUCCUCACUAGCGAACCACGUGUUUCGGUGCCCAUAACUGGACUCGGCAACACUUACUGGCCCUUCAUCGCUGGGAGUUUGCUCUCCCUCGCUGCUAUCGUUCUGGCUGCCACUGGAAUCCUGUGCUACUGUCGAAAGAGGCGCUCAGGUCAUCGUUGGCGAUCUGACAUUUCUGGAGUAGUACUAGAAGAUUGCUUUGCAGAAGAUCCGAAACCCAUUGAGAAGUCAGCACUGGAUCGCAAGACGCAGCGUGCAGAGAUGAACGAGUACAUUUCCACGGACGCCAAAUCCGCAUCGCCAGCUAGCGUAGGCUCACCCCCUAGUCGUCCGUCGAAUCCCGUACCCAUCAAGCGCUUCCAAGAGUACGUGGCACGAGCCCUUGUUGAAGACACACUGGCGCUUGAGUACACGACGCUGAGGAAUGGGAAGCUGCACCCGGCAACCGUCGCGGAAAAGUCCGACCACAAGCCAAAGAACCGCGACGGAAACGUUCUGCCAUACGACCACUCGAGAGUUGUGCUUAGGGGCGAAGGCAUCGUGGACUACAUCAAUGCAAGCUUCAUACCGGUAAGGCAAAGUUCUCCAUGUAUACUCUGCCUACUUCUUUUAUAUUGUCGCGAGAGGAAAAGGCAAGCAGUCAGUUCCAAGCGAACGACCAAUACGUCGGUGCUGGCAGUCGCGAUACAAGUGACCAGCCUGCCCGCAGUGUGGACUUGCACGGACCAGGAUGAAAGGCUGCUUGCAGAGUCGUGUGGCCCUGUCCACGCAACCACUUCCGACUUCUGGCAAAUGGUUUGGCAGGAAAAUAUUGUUAAGGUGGUCGCUCUGUCUGGACCGAAGGAGGAGGUGGUGUACUGGCCAGAAUCACGGGCAAAAUACGGAAGUAUUACAGUGACCCUGAAAAAGACGCAGCUCAAGGCUGACUUUGCAGUGCGGGAACUCGAAGUGUCAGUGGUGAGCCAUUCUCUUCUGUAUUCCUUUCGCAUGCACCUUUGUUGCCUUGUACAGACAGAUCGUAAACUCAAAAUGGCGAACAUUCAUUCUUGUUCGUGUUUCCAGGAGCAGUACAUCGCCGCGCACAAGCUUUUGGUCAACAUGGCUUGUGCAAAGAGCAGAAAGUUAACAAUCGAAGAGUUCUUGAAGUUGUACCAAAACUUGAAGGCGACACAUCCAGCCACUGGGAAAUCUCUGAUGUACAAGGAAUUUGAGGAAUUGAGCCGAAUGCGCCCACACCCUGAUGCCUCGGAAUACAAAGGCGCAAGGGACGAGUGCAAUGCCGGCAAGAACAGAUCACAGAAGAUCUUGGCCGCCGACAGCAAGAGGCCUCUACUGAAUGUGACAACGGACCACGGCAAGACGGAUUACAUCAAUGCCGUGUAUGUCGAUGGGUUUAGGAAAACCAACGCCUUUCUCGUAACACAGAUGCCUUUGAACGGCACGCUGGACGACUUCUGGGAAAUGGUCACCUCCUCUGGCUCUAUAACUGUGGUUACAUUGGGACCGCUGCCAGACGAGACGACACCGAUGUUCUGGCCAGACUUUAACAGCUCUUCCAAGCAUGGCAACAUUACAGUAGAGUACAGAGAGAGCACAGGUUUCCCAAGCCUGGUUGUGCGAAGUUUCAACAUCUGCCAAAACGAGGUCAGUAACACUGAACAGAAUUCGUCGCGGACGUUGAAGCAGUUCCACUGUCCCACGUGGAAGCGUCUGGAAAAGGUUCCUGGCUCGCAUGACAUCGUGCUGGACAUACUUCGCCGCGUGGACACGUGGCAAAGGCGUGCCGAGGGGGCACCUGUCAUCGUUCAAUGCCUCGAUGGGUGUCAAGAGUGUGGUUUGUACUGCGUCUUGUCCAGCGUAUGCGAUCAGCUGAUGCUUGAGCACGAAGUGGACGUCUUUCGCUGCGUACAGCGAGUUCGGGCAAGCCGACCGGAGUUCAUCGUCAGUGCGGAUCAGUAUGCCUUCUGCUAUGAGGUCGCGCACCGAUUUAUUGACUCCUUCGGCUCCUACUCCAACUUCAGCGGCUGACAUAUUUAUUGAAGUUGUUCCUGCAGACGUGUUAAGCUAGAGUGCGGUGUGCAGGAAAACACCUUCAGCCCUUCAGUAGACACCAUGGUGGCUGCAAUAUAUAUAUAUUUUUUUUUUCGUAACAGAAAUGCAUCGCAGCAGAAACCGCAAGAAUGGUGUUGAUUUUGUUUGCAUAAAGAUUCUUCACUGUA
Molecule: messenger RNA, 2422 nt
Organism: Dermacentor andersoni
Lineage: Eukaryota; Metazoa; Arthropoda; Arachnida; Ixodida; Ixodidae
Source: RefSeq, a predicted model, not a curated record